This is a messenger RNA of Brugia malayi, 2244 nucleotides long. RefSeq lists its product as uncharacterized. The transcript is spliced from 18 exons. Gene Ontology annotation, cellular component: membrane; m-AAA complex. Gene Ontology annotation, molecular function: ATP-dependent peptidase activity; ATP binding; ATP hydrolysis activity. The record is from RefSeq and is a predicted model, not a curated record. Lineage: Eukaryota; Metazoa; Nematoda; Chromadorea; Rhabditida; Onchocercidae. The coding region runs from base 1 to 2244 and encodes 747 amino acids. Gene Ontology annotation, biological process: protein-containing complex assembly; mitochondrial protein processing.
AUGCUGAGAGUUGGUGGUUUUGUUGACUGUUAUCCGGGUAAGCGAUUUCUUCGCUCAUUAUUCAUUACACAAUUUCGCAAACCUAGCAUUUCGCUGAAGUUUACACUUAUCCGUUCGCCUUCUAAGAAAUGUCGUUUCAAAGCUUCAUCUUUAAUACUCUUGCCAUCAUAUCAACUGAGACCAUCCUUUUUGAUGCGUUUCUUCAGUUCAUCUUCUGCUUUGCAUGCAGUGGGCGAUAAAAAUGAUGGUCGAGGUAAAAAAGAAUCAUCGAAGGAAUCUGACAAUAAAAGAUUAAGAAAAUUUUUCACGGGUUUAUUAAUCGGAAGUGUAAUAGCAACAGUGAUAACAUCGGCUUUAACAGGCGUGUGGCAGACAAGGUAUACAAAUCAGUUGACAGUGCAUGACUUUCUUACCUACAUAGUACCAUUGGGACAGAUUGAACAAAUUGUAAUAACUGGAAAUAAUGUUGCUCGUAUCAUCAUGAAGCCGGGUCCAGUGCAAAACUUGCCAUUCAGUGAGUGUGGAUACAAUAUGUUCAGGCCAGGUAUAGGUUGGCAAAAAGUGUAUGUGGUAACAACUAUGGAUACUAAAAGACUGGAAGCUGAUAUACGCGAGAUAGAAACUACCUUGGGAAAACCACCAGAAGAGUGGACACCUGUUGCUAUUAUCGACACUUCAGCACAAGGAUUUAUAGAUCUCCUGUUGUUGCUUUUGUUGGCGUUAAUGCUAUUCGGAGCCUCAAAGUCUCUUCCUUCAGUGAAAAGUUCAUUUCAAGAUGUGCUUGGACUAAAAAUGAAGCUCAAUGUUAUUAAACCGAAUGACGCUAACGCUCAAAAAAUAAAGUUCAAAGAUGUUGCGGGUUUGCAUGAAGCUAAAGUUGAAAUUAAAGAAUUUAUAGAUUACCUCAGACGUCCUGAAAAAUAUAUGAAAUUGGGAGCUCGGCUGCCGAAAGGUGCAUUACUUACCGGUCCACCCGGAUGUGGAAAGACGUUUUUGGCAAAAGCUCUUGCUGCUGAAUCUUCAGUACCAUUUAUUUCGAUGAAUGGCACUGAAUUUGUUGAAAUGAUUGGGGGUUUGGGAGCAUCUAGGAUCAGGAAUUUGUUCAAAACAGCAAAGAAAAUGGCACCUUGCAUCAUCUAUAUCGAUGAGAUAGAUGCGAUAGGACGCAAAAGAAGUCAAAGCGAAGCGGGUGGUGGAAAUCGAGAAGAGGAGCAGACCUUAAAUCAGUUGCUGGUAGAGAUGGAUGGUAUUGAUAGUGGUCGCGGUAUUGUUUUACUUGGUUCAACAAAUCGUGGCGAUAUAUUGGAUAAGGCUCUUCUACGCCCUGGUCGGUUUGAUCGACACAUCGUUAUCGAUCUUCCAACCGCUUUGGAAAGGCAGGAAAUAUUCGAAUUAUAUUUAAGCAGAAUUAAAUUGGAUCGUGAACCACAAUAUUAUUCCAAGAGGCUUGCUCAAAGAACAUCACGAUUUUCGGGAGCAGAUAUCGCAAAUGUGAUAAAUGAAGCAGCUAUUCGGGCGGCGUCAUCAAAGAAAAGUCUAGUGACAAUAGAUGAUUUAGAUGAAUCAUUGCAGAGAAUUCUUGCAGGCGCAGAAAAAAGGAGUCGAUCAAUGGUAGAAGAAGAACGUGAAAUCGUAGCAUAUCAUGAAUCUGGUCAUGCUCUGAUUGGAUGGUUGCUGGAACACACUGAUGCUUUACUAAGGGUUAGCAUUAUCCCACGAACAAGUGUUAAGCUUGGUUUUGCUCAGUUCAGUCCUCGAGAGCGGAAAAUAUUAACUAAGGAUGAGAUGUUUGAUCGUAUGUGUAUGUUGCUUGGAGGCCGGGCGGCAGAAAACAUCAUUUUUGGACGUGUUACUACGGGUGCUGAAGAUGACUUGAAAAAGGUGACAAAGUCAGCAUAUGCACAAGUACAACUCUAUGGAAUGAGUGAAUCCGUAGGCCCCUUAAGUUUCCCGAUAAUGGAUGAUAGCAAACGAAACGAAUUUGGAAUUUACAAAAAACCUUUCAGCAUAAAAUUGCAACAUUUGAUUGACCAGGAGGCGUCUAAAUUGGUUUCAAAAGCAUAUUUCACUGCGGAAAACAUCCUGAAGACGAAUGAAGAAAAACUGAGAAAGCUGGCAUCCUCACUGCUGGAGAAUGAAAUGCUUAGUUAUGAAGACGUUAUACGGUUAAUUGGGCCCCCGAAAUUUCCGAAACAGAUAGUGGAAUUAGCUGAUCACGUCUUACCAAAUGUAGGGGAGUCGUAG